Grus americana (Whooping crane) is the source of this 3182-nucleotide messenger RNA. RefSeq names its product transmembrane protein 19 (gene FAABTP). The transcript has 7 exons. NCBI's taxonomy places the organism in Eukaryota, Metazoa, Chordata, Aves, Gruiformes, Gruidae. Bases 546 to 1634 code for a protein of 362 amino acids. The record is from RefSeq and is a predicted model, not a curated record. Gene Ontology annotation, cellular component: membrane.
UGGCUUCGCUGAGGAUUAUUACUCCAGAGCCCACCGGGGGCUGGGAAGGGCUCGGGAUGGGGGGAGCACAGCCGCGGCUCUGUACCGAGGCCUGCGGAGGAGCCAUGAGCUCGCAGGCCCACGCACCGGCCUGGCUCUCGGGUGGGGUGUCCCGCGGGAACGCCGCGGCUCGGGGCGGAAGGCACGGCCCUGCCUAACGAGGAGGCCCGCUGGCUCCCCCUUCGGCUGCAACAGCCGCCCCCGGCAGCCGAGCAGCCGCCGCUCCCUGCGGAGAGGCAGGGGAGCCCAUGCUGCGGCGACAGGCCACUACCAAGAGGGAAGCAGCGGCUGGCGCAGGGAGGUGGCCUCACCCCAGGACCAGAGAGGAGGAAAGUCUCCACUGAGGGGAAAAGAGCGCGGGCGCCAGGUCGCUGCGGUGGGGAGAGCCCAGCCCGGAUGCCGCCGCAGCGCAGGCAGCCCAGGCCGAACCAGGCCGUGGCGCAGAGCACCUCCCCUCUCCCUCCCGCCGAUGGAGACGCAGGCGGGGGCAGGCGCUGGUGCAGAGCAUGCGUGGAAUAGCGGCGGGGAGGGAUGGUGGUGGCGCCGGCGGGCCGGGAGAGCAGGUGUUUUCCUUCUGGCUUCCUAUGACCUGUUACCAGGAGGAUUUCUUCAAAGAGUACUUCAAGAUGAUGGCGAAUAUUGUCGUCCUGAACUUGCUCAUUUGUAUUUCUCUGGCUUUCUGGAUCGUGUCCAUGACUGCAAGUACGUACUACGGUACUUUACGACCCAUUUCUCCCUGGCGCUGGCUUUUUUCAAUCUUGGCUCCACUACUGAUUGCAACACAGGGUUUUAAGAAGAAGAGUCUGGAUCACAGUGGUGCAUUGGGAGGACUGGUGGUUGGAUUUAUCCUUACAGUUGCAAAUUACAGUUUCUUCACUUCUUUGCUUGUAUUUUUUGUUACUUCUUCAAAACUUACUAAAUGGAAAAAAGAUAGAAAGAAGCAAAUAGAUUCAGAAUACAAAGAAGGCGGACAGAGGAAUUGGGUGCAAGUAUUCUGUAACGGUGGUGUUCCUACUGAGCUCGCCAUCUUAUAUAUGAUAGAAAAUGGACCAGGUGAAAUUCCAGUCGACUUUUCGAAGCAAUACACAGCAUCGUGGAUGUGCUUAUCCCUUUUGGGAGCUUUGGCAUGCUCUGCUGGUGAUACAUGGGCUUCAGAGAUUGGUACCGUUAUGAGUAAAAGCCAGCCAAGGUUAAUAACAACCUGGGAAAAGGUUCCAGUAGGUACUAAUGGAGCAAUUACUUUAGUGGGCCUGCUCUCAAGUUUGCUUGGGGGCAUGGCAGUAGGUGUAGCCUACUUCAUAACGCAACUCAUUUUCGUGACUGAUCUGGAAAUAUCUGCUCCGCAAUGGCCCAUUAUUGUGUUUGGCGCAGCAGCUGGCUUACUGGGAUCAAUUGUUGAUUCAUAUUUGGGAGCUACAAUGCAAUACAGCGGUUUUGACCAGAAUAUUGGCAUGGUUGUCAACCACCAAACAAAAGACUCCAAGCACAUAUCUGGAAAGCCUAUAUUGGACAACAACGCAGUAAAUCUUUUUUCUUCUAUAAUCAUUGCUUUGGUGCUUCCAGGUGUGGCGUGGUGUUUCUGGCCCAGGGGUUGAAAUGGUUUAAGAUUUUCUGCAUGUUAUUCAGUUACUCAAAAACUUUGAAGAGUUCUCUUUGAACUCUCUUGAAGAGAGGGAUCGGAAACUUUCAGAGAGCCAAAGGACUUUCCAUCUUAACUUAUUAAGGCUGUAAGUGUCACAUGGCAAUUGGCAUCUGUCAGAGCAAGGAAGGGGUUUUGUCAACGUGCUCUUGCUGCUCUUCACAUGGAUGUAGAUCAUUGCCAAGUGAGGUGAAGCACUUCAUUUAUCCUCACGGACCUGAAAGGUUGGCAUCUAGGUUCUCUCCAGUCCCCAGCAUCUGGAAGGGCAAGAAGCUGGAAAUAGAAGUCUAAUCUACGUCAAUCAGUGUGAUGGAGCAUUGUGGCUAUUGUCCAAGCCAGACGCAAAGUAUGAUACAACUUUAUAUAGGCAGCAGUAACAUAGGUGAAAUGGAUUCUGGUAUUUCCCAUAGUCUACAGUAUGUAAGGUUUUAUGGAAAUACUUUUUUUUGAGUGGGGAGAAGAGAGAAAUAAGCCUUGUUGCCUAUUCUGUAUCCUGAUACUAUCUCCACUUCCCUGAGAACAGGGUUGGUAAAAGUGAUGUUACUACAUAAUGUUUGAAGCAAAAGACUAAAUUUAAAAUAAAACCUCACUAUUUUUUCCAGUAAGAAUAAUAAAUUUGUCUGUGCUUUUUUGGCAUCUUUAUUUCAAAACUAAUGAUAUUUAUGAAGAUUGUCAAUACUGUGGUACUUAUUAAAUUAUCUAAAAUUAAAAAUUAUAGUUGUGAAUUCACAUUCAUCUCUUUAGAAAUAGAACAUUUUUUCUGUAAGCAUAGAAUUAUUCCAUAAUUGUUCCAAACGAUACUUUUUGGUUCUUCCUCAGCAGUGGAAGGGUUUCCCAUUUUGUUUGGGGUUGCUGUUCAGAGAUGAUGGCCUAAACCAAAGAAGUUACAGAGGUCAUCCUCGUAGUGAACGGUGAAAGUUUCGCUUACAAAGCGUUUUGAACCCGGAAUUUAAUUUCUGGUGCUCAGGAUCCUAUGUUAGGUGAUUCCAUCCUCCAUCGUUAAUUUAUGAAAGAGGUGGGAGUAAUUUAGCCAGCACAGAUUGUAUUUAAACCUUAGAGAUACCCUCGUAAUAACUGUCAUUGCCAACAUUCGGAAGGCAGAGCUCGUACUAGUAACUUACAAAGCUUUUUCUUUUUAGAGAUAGGUGAGUAUUUUGUAUUAACAUCUGAUUUUUUUUAUGAAUGUCUUAUGUAUGUUGCGUGUCUUAAUUCACUUGAAUUGUGUAUUGUGUCACCUUUUAUGGUAGUAUUCAAAAAUUUUAACACCUUCGUGUUGAGUUUACUCUUUUGAAAUCUAGUUUAUAUAAAUCUGGAAUUUAUCACUGGAACUCGUUUGCUGUAUUAUCCAAUUAUAAAGAUGAGAUUUCAAACUAGUGAAAGCUUUCUGAAAAGAACAAAUUGUGUGGCUACUGUAUGUUCCUGUGGAAAGGCACAAAAUUAUAAAAGGAAUAUAUGCACUUAAACUGUAACAAUAAACACUUGAGUUUUUUAUGUGUUGUUGGAA